AUGAAGCCACACAUGUCCGCUACGGUACUAAGAGGAGCCCCCAGGGUGGCGGCCAUCCUCCUGGCCGUGGUCCUGGCGGCGGUGCUCGCCACGGCGGUGAACGGCGCCCAGAGGUGCGGCGACCAGGCGCGCGGCGCAAAGUGCCCCAACUGCCUCUGCUGCGGUAAAUACGGCUUCUGCGGCAGUGGCGACGCCUACUGCGGCAAAGGCAGCUGCCAGAGCCAGUGCCGCGGCUGCCGCGACGACGUGGUGGGGCAGGCGUUGCCGGCCGAACCGGGCUCUACAAGAGCUACUGCGGCCUCCUCGGCGUCGGCCAGGGGAUUAAACUGGACUGCUACAACCGGAGGCCCUUGA
This is a messenger RNA of Triticum aestivum (bread wheat), 354 nucleotides long. Its product is annotated as antimicrobial peptide 1b-like. The record is from RefSeq and is a predicted model, not a curated record. Gene Ontology annotation, molecular function: chitin binding. The coding region runs from base 1 to 354 and encodes 117 amino acids. Lineage: Eukaryota; Viridiplantae; Streptophyta; Magnoliopsida; Poales; Poaceae. The transcript has a single exon.